This is a messenger RNA of Pocillopora meandrina, 716 nucleotides long. NCBI's taxonomy places the organism in Eukaryota, Metazoa, Cnidaria, Anthozoa, Scleractinia, Pocilloporidae. The record is from the annotation of a GenBank genome assembly.
AUGGCUGCCUAUUUCUUCGCUCUUGAGGAAAUUGUAGUCAAUAUGAGUAUAUUGCUCUAUAGCAUGUGAUAUAUUGUAUCUGUUUAAUGUUGUGAGUAUCUACCAGUAUGCCGGCUACUAAUUGCGACCAAUUUACCAAAAUUUUAGACAAGAAACUCAAUCCAUUUAACUCGACAAUUUCUGAGUUAAAAAAAUCAGUUAAAGAAGCAAUGAGUUUUCUCGAAUUUGUGAAUGCGAAGUAUGAAGAAUUGCUAGAGAUGAUGAAGAGCUAAAAGGAGGAAAGAAAGGCUUUGAAAGAAGAGAAUAAGAUCUUGAAGGCAACAGUUCGCAGUAUUGAAAGUUCACUGGAAUCAGUUACGAGAGUGAACAAUGAUCUGGAGCAGUACACUCGCAAAGAGUGUGUAGAAAUCCAAGCAAUCCCCGUUGCUGCUACUUCAUUAGAAGAGCAAACUAAAAAUAUUGUGACGAAUGUCGGUAAACUACUGGGAAUGGAUAUUACUCAAAAUGACAUUUCAGUAAGCCAUCGAAUGCCUCAAAGUCAAAAACACAAAGGCAAGCCUGGACCGCCAGCUAUUAUCGUCAAAUUUACUAGGUGUGAUGUCAAAGAUAAUUUCUACCAUGCAAGGAAGCAGCUCAAGGACUUAACAAUGCGAGAUCUUGGAUAUUCCGAGAAAAAUAAGAUCUAUCUUGCAGAGAGCCUGACAGAAAGGAAUUGA